AUGGGGACUGCAGAUAGAGCGUUUGAGAUUCGCACAAGCCCCGCGGCGCUCUUUGAUCUUGGUUUCUGGGCUUUCAGUCCACUGAUGGUGUUCCAUGGGAUCGUUUACUGGCUCCUACCUUUGGCACUUGUGAUUGCACCUUCUUCUUUGACAAUCACCAUACGAAGGAACUCGGACGGACCAGAACUUCUAUACGAAUAUCAUAGAAGGAACCUUUUCCUUGCAUAUCUCAUCCCUGGCGUGCUCGUCUUUGUAGGAUGCCUUGUUGGUGUUAUCAAUAUCAUAGGGUCUACAAGGUCAUACUCUAGUACAUUGUCUACUGUGAUACGUACGUCGAGAAACGAGUCACUGGACCAGCUUAUCCAAAUCACCGAUCGCAACGGUGGGAACCCGUUACCAAAACGCCUAGUAAGAACAAAGGUUCGGCUAGCAUCGUUGUACGGAACUUCUGUUGCACUCGACGGGGAAAACUUUGCUAUUGAGGUUGUUAGGUAUGCAUCUGGAACUACGGCUGAUGACGGAGUUCGGCACACACACCAUGGAAGUAGACAGGAAGAUGAGGGGAGACUCGGCGUUCAACGAGUGGAUGAGAGAGAUAGCGAGCUAGACAAUUUGUCACCAAUUGGGAGCCAAGACCGGCACCGUGGAGCUGCAAAGAUAUAG
Orbilia oligospora ATCC 24927 is the source of this 663-nucleotide messenger RNA. RefSeq lists its product as uncharacterized. The coding region runs from base 1 to 663 and encodes 220 amino acids. NCBI's taxonomy places the organism in Eukaryota, Fungi, Ascomycota, Orbiliomycetes, Orbiliales, Orbiliaceae. The record is from RefSeq and is a predicted model, not a curated record. The transcript is spliced from 2 exons.